CGAUGCUGGAUUCUCAUUGAUAUAGCCUCUACAGCUGGUGGCUUCGGACUAAAAGCUUGCCACACGGAGUGAGAGAAAGGUCUGAGAAAGUGACGGAGGAUUCAUGUAGGGGCUAUUAGAGGAGGACAGAGGACAGGUUCGAUCGUUUUGAAGAGUGGCACACCAAAGAAAUAGACAGGCCAAAAUGCUCUGCCACGUUACUCGUCCGGAUUCAGUAGUGAUGGAAGUGGAAGUUGAUGCGAAGGCGAACGGAGAAGAUUGUCUGAACAAGGUUUGCAGAAAGUUGGGCAUAAUUGAAGCGGACUAUUUCGGGCUGCAGUUCACAGGCAGCAAGGGCGAGAAUCUGUGGCUUAAUCUGAGAAAUCGCAUCUGUCAGCAAAUGGACAAUGUGACACCGUGUCGACUCCGGCUCCGAGUCAAGUUUUUUGUAGAACCCCAUCUCAUCCUCCAGGAGCAAACAAGGCAUCUCUUCUUCAUGCACGUGAAGGAGGACCUCCACAAUGGUCACCUGAGAAUGGGCUCUGACCAGGCAGUGGAGCUGAGUGCACUGCUUGCUCAGGCUGAGUUUGGGGAUUACAACCAGAACACGGCGCAGUACUGGUACUCGGAGCUGUGUGGGGAGGAGCCCAGCCAGGAUACUAUGGACAGUAUUGUGAGCAGACACAAAGGCCUGGAGGGGCUGAGCCAGGCGUCAGUGGAGUACCAGGCGCUGCAGCUCAUCUCCUCUCUAGAGCACUAUGGUGUGGAGUGGCACUGGGCUCGGGACGCCAAUGGGCAGAGAAUGGCCAUAGGGGUCGGGCCUGAGGGAAUUGCCAUCUGCAAAGAGGACUUCACCUUAGAGAACAGAAUAAGCUACCCCCUCAUCCAGAUUGCCACACAGUCGGGGAAAAGUGUUUAUCUGACAGUUACCAAGGAUACCAGUGACAGCAUGGUGCUCCUGUUCAAACUGAUCAGCAAUAGAGCGGCCAGCGGACUGUACAGGGCCAUCACAGAGACACAUGCCUUUUACAGGUGUGACACAGUAACCAAUGCUGUCAUGAUGCAGUACAGCAGAGAUUUUAAGGGACAUCUUGCUUCACUUUUCCUCAAUGAAAACAUCAACCUUGGCAAGAAAUAUGUUUUUGACAUUCGCCGCACUGCCAAGGAAGUGUACGACCAUGCCCGGCGGACACUGUAUAACUCGGGUGUGGUGGACUUGGUGUCCCGUAACAACAGUGGGGAGCGCUCCUCGCCCUCGCGAUCUCCGAGCCGGGACCACCAGCUGGAGGAGGGACUGGACUGCGGCAGCUGCCAGCAGAGCCGCGAGCUCCAGGAGAGGCUACAGAAGCUCCGGGAGGCCCUGCUCUGCAUGCUCUGCUGUGAGGAGGAGAUUGACGCCGCAUUCUGCCCCUGUGGACAUAUGGUGUGCUGCCAGACGUGUGCCAGCCAGCUCCAGUUAUGUCCUGUGUGCCGGUCAGAUGUGGAGCACGUGCAGCAUGUGUACCUGCCCACAUGCACAAGUCUGCUCAGCCUCACUCUGACGGACAACCACCAACACCGCAACAACAUCCCAGCUCCAAUCUGUAGAGACAUGGCUUCUCCUCACAGCUGCCCUGACUAUGAGCACAAGAUCUUCCACAUGUGAAGAGCUCCCCUCAUGUCACUGUGGCUCUUAAAGACUGUGGACUAUUGCAGUUAACAACUCAACCACUCCACCUGCUCCUGUGUGCUUGUCUGUUCACGAUGUUGUCAAAUUCACAAUUUUUUAAAACACUUCCCUGCUGCAGUUAGAUUUGAAAUUAGUUUCUUAUAUUUUGUUAAGUUAUUGUAUCAGUUGACCUGAUCAGUUUUGUUUUUGCUCUAUAUCAGGCCCAUGGCCACACAACUCCUAUAUUUUAUACUGUACAUAUCCUUUAUCACUUUUAAUGCUGCCAUUUUAAAGCUCGUCACAACUGCAUUUUACCAUGUGUCUAGUGAUGCUUUUUAUAUUUAAUUUCUUAUGUGUUAUCUUGUUCCGCAUUUCCAUGCCAAUGAGGGGGUAUUCAAAGGGAGCAGCUCUGCCUGUGUGGUGCACUGCAUACAAAUGACACUCACUGAAAUAUGGUCCAGGGCUGUGACCCAGAGGUCUCAAAGGGUCUUUGUACCGAUAUAACUGUGACCAUAAAGCCAAACCAGUAUGUGGCUCACACUCCACUUCAAAUCAAAGACUACUGUCUGGAUCUUACCAACAGAAGAGUUUAGAAAUAAGUGACCAUGAUUGUUGUAAAAUGGGUCUUGGUCGUGCAGUGGCUGUCUUCUUUGUCAACCUCCAGUUAUUCCUCUCUGGGGUGUACUCGUGAAUUGUUUGGAUAAUUGAAAGGGUACUAGGAGAUCUAUCUGUGCAAUACUGCUUUUGAAAAGCUUUUCAUUUUGUUUUAUUUAAUUUCAAAAACUAUUUAAAAAAAACAACAUUGUCACUUUACCAAGAAAGUUUUCCCUGUGUCUGUAGGAGUUUGCCUUAAUGUAGCAGAAAUGCCGUGUCUAUCCUAAACUUCUGCAGACUUUGUGUGAAAAGGAAAACUCUCUUGCUGACUCAGUCACUGCAGGGGAACGUUGAUUAUUUUUUAUCACAUUGUACAAGUAGCAAUUUGUUUCUAUUUUCUGAAGCAAAAGCCACUAUUCUCUGUCAAUGCGUGUAACUCUUAGAAAUAAAUUCUUUUGUAUUUUAACAAAGGAGAAAGUAUUAAUAAAGCUGUUUUCUUUUUUUAAAUUCUAA
This is a messenger RNA of Boleophthalmus pectinirostris (great blue-spotted mudskipper), 2734 nucleotides long. It is a transcript of the gene mylipa, whose product is annotated as myosin regulatory light chain interacting protein a. The transcript has 7 exons. Gene Ontology annotation, cellular component: cytoskeleton. The record is from RefSeq and is a predicted model, not a curated record. Gene Ontology annotation, biological process: ubiquitin-dependent protein catabolic process. NCBI's taxonomy places the organism in Eukaryota, Metazoa, Chordata, Actinopteri, Gobiiformes, Gobiidae. The coding region runs from base 185 to 1624 and encodes 479 amino acids. Gene Ontology annotation, molecular function: ubiquitin-protein transferase activity.